AAUGUCUGUAACCUAUGAUUUCACCGGAAAGGUAGCUCUGAUAACUGGUUCGAGUUCGGGUAUCGGUGCGGCCACUGCUCAACUGUUUGCCAAAUCGGGUGCCAAUGUUGUAGUUACCGGUCGUAAUGCCGAUCGUGUGGCCAAAGUGGCCAAACAGUGUACAGAUGUAUCGCCGAAACAGUUGACUGCACUGGAAGUUGUCGGCGAUCUUAAUAAACAAGAGGAUUGCGAUCGACUAAUUCAGACAACUGUCCAAACGUUUGGCAAAAUUGAUAUAUUGGUCAACAAUGUCGGUUUGGGUAAUAGAGCUGAUGUUACUAAAGAGGAUUACUUUCAAAAAUUUCAAAACGUUAUGCAAACUAACUUGAAUUCAGUGGUAUAUCUGACCCAUAAAUCUGUUGAACAUUUGGCCAAAACUAAUGGCAAUAUUAUUAAUAUAUCUAGUGUUGCCUCAAAAGUAUCAGGGGGUAACGGUGCGUCACCCUAUCAUAUAUCAAAGGCAGCACUGGAUAUGUUUACCAAAUGUAUGGCCGCAGAGUUGGGACCCAAACAUCAUAUCAGAGUUAAUUCAGUCAAGUAA
Messenger RNA from Oppia nitens, 580 nucleotides. RefSeq lists its product as uncharacterized. Bases 2 to 580 code for a protein of 192 amino acids. Lineage: Eukaryota; Metazoa; Arthropoda; Arachnida; Sarcoptiformes; Oppiidae. The record is from RefSeq and is a predicted model, not a curated record. The transcript has 2 exons.